AUGGAGGCUAUUCAUGCCAAGCUAAUUCAACUUGAGAGGCAAAUGGAGCAAAGGGAUAAAGCCCUAGUGCUCACCGCACGGCAGCUGAACAUGAAACUACAAGCAGGGGAGAAGCUCGCAGAGGAAGACCAUCAACGUCUUUAUAAAGUAAUGGCGAAUGUGAGAAAUAUUCUGGAUGAGGAAGGGAAAAGGAUGAAAGUUCCAUUGCUAGACCUCUUGAAAAGAGAGCAGGCCAACAGCGAAGAGCUCCAAGAGAAUCGCCAUGAGUUGAUUCAGGGUUUUGAGAACAUGCCGAUUAGUGGGGGCGCCGUUGUUGGAAUCAAAAGGAUGGGCCAACAUGAUGAAAAUCCUUUUCGCGCCACAUGCAAUUUGAAAUACAGGGACAAUGAUCCAGAGGGCAAAGCUGCAAGGUUGGUCUCGUAUUGGCAGGAGGAAAUACAGAAGCCAUCAUGGCGUCCGUUUACUAAAAUUCAGGUCGAUGAAGAUAAGGAGGUUAUAGAUGACAAUGAUCCAAGACUAAGCAAGCUGCAGUUUGAUUGUGGUGACAGCGUCUGCAAUGCAGUGAAGGAUGGACUGAGAGAGCUAAACGAGUAUAGUCCUCGCGAGCGGCAUGUCAUGAAUGAGGCCUGGAACUUCCGGGAAGGGCGAAAAGCAGCAAUUAUAGAGGAUCACCCAGGAUUUCGAGGAAAUGAAUUCAAGGUCCCCCCAAAAAAAUGUUCAAAUUCAAUAUAA
Triticum turgidum subsp. durum (durum wheat) is the source of this 732-nucleotide messenger RNA. The record is from the annotation of a GenBank genome assembly. Lineage: Eukaryota; Viridiplantae; Streptophyta; Magnoliopsida; Poales; Poaceae.